This is a messenger RNA of Macadamia integrifolia, 1949 nucleotides long. Its product is annotated as F-box protein CPR1-like. Lineage: Eukaryota; Viridiplantae; Streptophyta; Magnoliopsida; Proteales; Proteaceae. The record is from RefSeq and is a predicted model, not a curated record. Bases 393 to 1691 code for a protein of 432 amino acids. Gene Ontology annotation, molecular function: protein binding. The transcript has 2 exons.
UAGGGUCGGCGGUGUCGGAAUGCUCGACACCGGUGCUUCUCGCUCUCACGGCUCUAAUCAAGAUGGGUGAGAGGAAGAAACUUCAAGUUCAGCCACCGGCGGGCAGCUCGAUCCCCAGAAAAUCAGGUAGUUGAGAGUGUUGUAAUCGCCGCAGCUCGCCUGAGACGAGAACCGUGCCGUCUGACAUCAGAUGCAAGAUAAUUAGUUCGAUGAGGGUAACUGGUCUCCAAUCGGCUCUGAUCGCCAAGCUUUAGCUAUUGGUGGUGCUUUGGAUCUCGACCUCAGCUCUGAUACCAGUGUAGGGUUUUUCAAGAAUAAAAGAUGAAGAAGAUAGAGGGUUUCAAGGAUUUAGGGCUCCAACUGAUUGAUCAUAUGCGUAUGGCAUACAAAAGAUGAAGAAGAUAGAGGGUUUCAAGGAUUUAGGGCUCCAACUGACUGAUCAUAUGCGUAUGAGGAAGAGGAAGAGGGAGAAGGUUUUUAACUCAAGCAAGCAAAGGAGGAUGGGGAGUGAUUGUAUCAAUGGAGGAAAUACCAAACUGGCAGAUUUGCAUCUUGACAUCAUCUUCAACAUCUUUUCAAGACUUCCUGUCGAUACUCUCAUUCGACUAAGGAGUGUAUGUAAGCUCUGGAACAAAUUGAUACGAGACCCUGAAUUCAUUGAGUUGCACCUGAGGAGAUUGAUACACAUACCACCAUCUCCUGUCAUCAUUGCACUAGCCACAGGAUUCUUGGAUAGGAGGAGGAGCUUGUUUUUGGUAGAUGGGAUUGAAGAAGGUGAUUGGAGGGGUAGAGAAAUUCAAGUGGAGUAUUUGCUGGAUAAUAGGCUUGAUCUUGUUGGUUCUUGCAAUGGAUUGGUUUGUAUGGCUCCAGAGCAAAAUUUUGAUUCGAUCUUCAUCUGUAAUCCAAUUACAGGGGAGAGCUUGCGUCUGCCUGAAUCAAAUCUUGCAGAUGGGUUCAUUUCCUUUGGUCCUAGAACAGCUCCUAGGAUUGGUUUUGGCUAUGAUCAUUCAGCCAAAAAGUAUAAAGUGAUCAGAUUUUGGUACAAUGAAGGAAAAUUGGCCGGUGAGAUCAUCACUUUGGGUGAAAGGUCAUGGAGAAAUUUAGAUAUUCCAGUGACCAACGGAGGAGGAUGGUUUGGCAAUUACCCGACAGAGCUGUUCUUGAAUGGGUUCCUAUAUUGGAUAAUCAAAAGGGAAGGAGUUGAGUUCAGGAGAGGUGAUGAAUUCAUUCUUGCAUUUGAUAUUUGCAGGGAAAAGUUCUGCAUUUUAGACUUCCCUUGGCCUCCACUUGAAACAAGAUAUGAAUUAUUACAAUUAAUAAACAUCAAUGGUUCUUUCGCUAUAGCCAUUGAGAAUUAUGGUCAAAGCCAAAUGUACUUUGGUGUGGUGAUAUCAAAGAUAUGGAGACUUGUGGGCAGCAAGGAUAUGGGGUUCUCUUUGGAACAAUGUUCUUCCUAUGAUGAUAUUUCUUAUCAUCAGGCAUAUGGUAGGCUUUAUGUUUUGCUCGGCGAUGGAACUUUGCUACUGAAGCUUCGAAGAUGGGGGCGCUACGUAAGUUUUGCUUCGUUCCAUUCAAAACAGAAAUAUUUGACAAGGAAGAUCUGUUUCACACACAAGAAUUUGAGUGUUCCACUAAUGAGUGAACCAUUUCUCUUCACGCCAAGCUUUGUUUCCCUCAGUACAACUUAUUGACUUCCAAGUGAUGAUGAUCAGGGCAACAUUGAUUCAGAGGGCUCAAUCAAGUUGGAGAACAAUUGAUCUAUGGAAAAUAGGUUAUGGAAUUUGUUUGGACUGCAUGAACAGUUCCUCAAUAAGACAUUAGUGCCACCAAAACUGGCUUCCUGCAUGGAUUCUGCAGUUAAUCUUUGUGGUGGUUGGUUGUUGUUUGCCUCUCUUUCUUCCCAUUUUUUCUCAUGAAUGGAAACAGCUUGAAAUGGGCCUUUGUAGACU